Messenger RNA from Drosophila arizonae, 2215 nucleotides. It is a transcript of the gene org-1, whose product is annotated as T-box transcription factor 1. The record is from RefSeq and is a predicted model, not a curated record. NCBI's taxonomy places the organism in Eukaryota, Metazoa, Arthropoda, Insecta, Diptera, Drosophilidae. Gene Ontology annotation, biological process: cell fate specification; regulation of transcription by RNA polymerase II; positive regulation of DNA-templated transcription. Gene Ontology annotation, cellular component: chromatin; nucleus. Gene Ontology annotation, molecular function: DNA-binding transcription factor activity, RNA polymerase II-specific; RNA polymerase II cis-regulatory region sequence-specific DNA binding.
AUGGCGCAAUUUGUAUUUAUGGCUUCGACUAUAGCCACAGCAGCAGCACCACCACCACCACCAUCAGCACCGCCACCAUGUGGUAGCAGUCCAAUUAAAAGCAUUUGCCAAAUGAGGGCCCUGGGAAGCCAGUUGCCAUGCACUUGCAUACAGACGGCUGGGAAGGAUCGCACCUCGUACAAGCCGCUGGAACAGAUCGAUGCGAAGCUGGCGGACAUCGAUGCGCAGAGCACAGGCAGCAAUAGCACCAACAGCAGCAGCAACGGCAGCAGCAGCAGCAACCACUCAAAUGGCGCCGCCAAUUGCCAGGAGCAGAGUGUAGCGGACUAUGCUGCUGGCAACAGCAGCAGCAACAACAACAACAAUUGCAGCAGCAGCAGCAGCAGCAAUGAAACGGCAACUGGCGUAGCAGCAACGGCAACAGCAGCAGCAGCGUCAGCAGCAACAUCAACGGCCAGCAAAAAGUAUAAAAACAGCCACAAAAAAGACAACAACACAACAAGCAGCAGCAACACGUCAAACAACAGCAGCAGCAACAGCAACAGCAACAGCAGCAAAAACAACAACAAUAAAGGUGAGCCAGAGCCCGUGCAUCCAUCGCUGGCGCAGGCGAUUGUAGUGCUGGAAACGAAGGCGUUGUGGGAUCAGUUUCAUGCACAGGGCACCGAGAUGAUUAUCACAAAGACGGGCCGUCGCAUGUUUCCCACCUUUCAGGUGCGCAUCGGUGGCCUCGAUCCGCACGCCACCUACAUCUGCAUGAUGGACUUUGUGCCCAUGGAUGAUAAGCGUUAUCGCUACGCGUUCCACAACUCCUGCUGGGUGGUCGCUGGCAAAGCAGAUGCCAUAUCGCCGCCGCGAAUACAUGUCCAUCCCGAUUCGCCGGCGGCCGGCGCCAAUUGGAUGAAGCAAAUUGUGUCCUUCGACAAGCUCAAGCUGACCAACAAUCAGCUGGAUGAGAAUGGGCAUAUCAUACUGAACUCGAUGCAUCGCUACCAGCCGCGCUUCCACUUGGUCUAUUUGCCGCCAAAGAAUGCCUCGCUGGAUGAGAAUGAGCAUUCGAGUCACUUUCGCACAUUCAUAUUCCCGGAGACCAGCUUUACGGCCGUAACAGCAUAUCAGAACCAGCGCGUGACACAACUAAAAAUAUCGAGCAACCCAUUCGCCAAAGGAUUUCGAGAUGAUGGCACCAACGAUGUCACCAGCGGCAGCCUGGGCAUGUCCAGCAUGAGCCAUGAGAGUCAAGCCCGCAUGAAGCAGCAGCAGCAACAGCAGCAGCAGCAACAGCAACAGCAGCAGCAGCAACAGCAACAGCAGCAACAUCAGCUGCAGCAGCAGCAGCAUUUAAAGGCAAAGGACCGAACGCCGCCAAACAGCUUCAGCUUGUCCUGCACAGAGCUUCAGCAUCGGCAGCAGCAGCAGCAGCCGCAGCAGCAGCAAGUAGCUCAAUUGGGCAUGCAGCUGCCAGCCACGCCCUCGAGCAGCUCAACAUCAGGCAAUUCACCCGAUCUGUUGGCCUUUCAGUUGGAGCCAACGCCACAGCAAUUGCAGCAGCAGCACCAGCAACACCAACACCAUCAGCAGCAACACCAACAACAGCAACACCAGCACCAGCAGCAGCAACAACAGCAAAGCCUUCAUCAAAUGUCCAGCAGCUAUGGCGGCAGCUAUCAUCAUCCCUAUCAGCAUCAUCAGCAUCAGCAUGCGGCAACGCCAUUGACGCCGCUGUCGGCCAGCUCGGCAUCGCCGCCAGCGCCGGGCGCGGCUGCUGCCGCUGCUGCAGCCACUCAGGUGAUGGCAGCGGCCAACAUUUACUCGACCAUUGGGCAGCCAUAUGCGGGAGAGCAGAGUAACUUUGGUGCCAUUUAUCAUCACAAUGCGGCGCACUAUCACAGCCAUGGCUAUGGCAGUCCCUACGACAAGCUCAAGGUCUCGCCGGGUCACAUGCGACAGGCGGCAGCCGCAGCGUACGGGAUGAGCAGCUAUCAGAGCUUCUACGGCAGCGCCGCGGCCGCCCAUCAAAUGAUGCGGCCCAACAGCUACAUCGACUUGGGGCCGCGUUGAUAAGCGCUGGGGGAGGGUCGAGCUAUGCCAAGUAUUAUACUAUAUAUAGUCAGCCUUGGGCCUGCACUCAAGUAUUACAAGUAUUUUCAACUAAUCCAAAACUCAAACUCAACUCAAAUUACUAUUAUUUACUAUUAUUAUUAUAAUUGUCUCA